AUGCCCCGUAUUCAAUGGAUCAAGCUUGGAUUUGCUGCUGAUCAGAAGCUUGGUUUAGCCUCGCCCCUCUCCUUAAGCUACCAUGACGCACGUCGAGUCCCUGAGCCAUACCACUCUUCGUGUGAAGAUGUGGCGACAGACUACCUCCGGUGUUUGCAUAAGCAUAUCAUCGAGACUUUGAAGUCUAAGAUUGGCUCUUCAUUCGACGGUAUGAGCCUGGAGUUUGUUCUAACUGUUCCAGCAAUGUUUCGAUGUGCAGAGAAUGCAGGCUUUGGUGAAAAAGGUACAAUACGUCUAAUCUCCGAGCCUGAAGCGGCUGCAAUCCAUGCGUUGAAUGCAUCUAAUCCUCAUGGAUUAGACAUUGGUGAUACUGUCAUUCUUUGUGAUGCGGGUGGUGGUACGGUUGAUCUUAUAACAUUUUCCAUCGUUGAACGGGAGCCUCAUCUGCGUCUUAAAGAAGAAGCUUCCGGAGAUGGUUCACUCUGUGGCAGUACUUUCUUGAACAGGCUAUUUGAAAAUUUCCUGAAGAACCGAUUAUCCUCAAUCCCGGGAUGGGGCCGUGAUACACUAGAUGAAGCAAUGCAACGCUUCGAGAUGGUCAUAAAGAGAGCUUUCUGUGGAGAUGUAACCCAGGAUUCUAUGAUACCUGUCCCCGGAAUUGCAGAUGACAGCGCGAUCCAUGUUCAUCGAGGUCGACUCAGGGUAAGCGGACAGGAGAUGGCUGACCUGUUUAAGCCCAUUCUCGAAGAGGUUCAUAAGCUUGUGGAUACCCAAGUGAAGAGCUCGAAGAAAAGUGUGAAAGCACUAUUCUUGGUUGGGGGAUUUGGACAGAGUCCGUACCUUCGCAGGUAUCUUCGUGAUGCUCUUCCUCAAGACAUAGAAGUACUGGCUCCAGUUGAUGGGUGGACUGCAGUUGUUAGGGGCGCUUUGAUGAAAUCUCUUGGGGAGAUAUCUCCUUUCGCGGCGAAAGCCUCAGUUGAUUCACGAGUAGCCAGAAAACACUAUGGUGUCAUCUACGACACAGAGUAUAAGAGUGGUAUCCAUGACCGAAAGAAAAGAUACUGGAGUGAUUUUCAUGGGCAUUAUCGCAUCAAAGUUAUGAAAUGGUUUAUUCGGAAGGGAGAUGAGAUCAAAGAAGCUGAACCAAUUGAGACCUCCUGGUUCAGGCACCGACUGUGUAGCGAUGGGAACUUUGACUCAAUCUGCAUCAACCUUUAUGAGCUGGAUACCCCUGUCGAAGAGGAACCCCCUAGGUACUAUAAUCGCCGUAUAAAGAAACUUGGGGUUCUAAAUCCAGAUCUUGAUGCAAUUGAAAAGGCCCGCAUCCCAGUGCGUCUUGGUCAUGAUAAAGAAAAGUACUAUGAAGUCCAUUAUCAAAUACAGGCAACAUAUUUCUCUGCUCACUGUGAAUAUACCCUCUGGUAUGAGGAUAAGGAGCAUGGAACCGUGCGGUUCGACUACGCUUGA
This is a messenger RNA of Aspergillus pseudonomiae, 1467 nucleotides long. Its product is annotated as Hsp70 family protein. Gene Ontology annotation, molecular function: ATP binding; ATP-dependent protein folding chaperone. The coding region runs from base 1 to 1467 and encodes 488 amino acids. The record is from RefSeq and is a predicted model, not a curated record. NCBI's taxonomy places the organism in Eukaryota, Fungi, Ascomycota, Eurotiomycetes, Eurotiales, Aspergillaceae. The transcript is spliced from 4 exons.